GGCAAGGAGGCAGGGGUGCGUGUGGAGCCCAGGAACCAGCCCAGCUGGGAGAAGAUAAAAACGCCAUUGGUGGCCCAGCAGCUCCCGCGCUGCCUCCUGCUCUCAGCCUGCUCUCGGCCACUCUGCCAGCCAUGAGAUCCUCCCUGUCUCGGCAAACCUACUCAACCAAAGGAGGCUUCAGCUCCAACUCAGCCAGUGGAGGGGGCGGGUGUAGAACCCGCACCAGCUUCAGCUCGGUGACAAUGUCCCGGAGCAGUGGCGGUGGUGGUGGGGCUCGCUGUGGCCCCAGCACCAGUGGCUUUGGCAGCCGGAGCCUCUAUAACUUGGGAGGCAGCAAGAGCAUCUCUGUCAGUGUGGCCCGAGGGGCCUCCUCGGGCCGGGCUCUGGGGGGCUUCGGCUUUGGCAGUGGGGCCUACAUGGGCCUGGGGGCUGGCAGGCAGACCUUCGGGCCUGCUUGUCCUCCAGGGGGGAUCCAGGAGGUCACUGUCAACCAGAGCCUGCUGACCCCCCUCAAUGUGGAGAUAGACCCAGAGAUCCAGCGGGUGCGCACCCAGGAGCGCGAGCAGAUCAAGACCCUCAACAACAAGUUCGCCUCCUUCAUCGACAAGGUACGUUUCCUGGAGCAGCAGAAUAAAGUGCUGGAGACCAAGUGGGCUUUGCUGCAGGAGCAAAGCCAGAACAUGGGUGUCACCAGAAACAACCUGGAGCCCAUCUUUGAGGCCUACCUGAGCAGCCUGCGGAGGCAGCUGGAUAGCAAGCAGGACGAGCGGGGGAGAUUGGACUUGGAGCUGAGGAACGUGCAAGAUCUCCUGGAGGACUUCAAGAACAAGUACGAGGAUGAAAUCAACAAGCGCACUGCUUUGGAGAAUGAGUUUGUGGUGCUCAAGAAGGAUGUGGAUGCUUCGUAUAUGGGCCGAAUGGAUCUGCAUGGCAAAGUGGACUCCUUGAACCAGGAGAUUGACUUCCUCCAGGCUCUCUACGAAAUGGAGCUGAGCCAAGUGCAGACCCACGUGUCUGACACCAAUGUCGUCCUGUCCAUGGACAACAACCGCAGCCUGGACCUGGACAGCAUCAUUGCCGAGGUCAAGGCCCAGUAUGAGCUGAUUGCCCAGAGGAGCCGGGCGGAGGCCGAGGCCUGGUACCAGACCAAGUACGAGGAGCUGCAGGUGACGGCGGGGAAGCAUGGGGACAACCUGCGGGACACCAAGAACGAGAUUGCGGAGCUUACCCGCACUAUCCAGAGGCUGCAGAGUGAGGUGGAUGCGGCCAAGAAGCAGUGUCAGCAGCUGCAGGCGGCCAUCGCCGAAGCGGAGCAGCGUGGGGAGAUGGCGCUCAAGGAUGCUAAGAAGAAGCUCGGGGAUCUGGACACGGCCCUGCACCAGGCUAAGGAGGACCUGGCCCGGCUGCUGCGUGACUACCAGGCCCUCAUGAACGUCAAACUGGCCCUGGAUGUGGAGAUUGCCACCUACCGCAAGCUGUUGGAGAGCGAGGAGAGCAGGAUGUCUGGAGAAUGUCCCAGCGCUGUCAGCAUUUCUGUGACUGGCAACUCCACCACCAUGGUUGGAGGCAGUGCGGCUGGCUUUGGGGGUGGCGUCUCCCUAGGUGGGAGCGGGGCUGGCUUCAAGGCUGGAUUCAGCACGAACGUGGGCUACGGCAAUGUCAAAGGCGGGGCCGGCUCCGGGGGCACCUCCAUCCUGCGGAAGACCACCACGGUCAAGACGUCCAGCAGGAGGUACUAGCCGCUGAGACAGGCAUGCCGGGGGCCCUGCAGUCCUCUCGCUGCCCCAUCCCCAUCCCUGCUAUCCUCUCCAACCUUCUCAGGAACAGCCCUGGGGACCACAGACCCAGUGUAUUUUCACACCACACUAUUUGGGUACGCUUUGUAUUGGGGGAAGGGCUCAAAUCUAUCCAGUUUUUCUCCUGGGAGGUGCUGUGGGUUGGGAGGUUAAGGUCCUCAUCUUGAGCAGCAUGGUCGAGUGAUCUGAUGGUGACCACUGAGAGGAGACUGGGUGUCCCAGGCCACCUCUGUCUUGCUCACCACCUCUGCCUUUCUGCUGGGAAUCCAGGGCCGGCGGGGGAGGAAGGGGGAAGUGAAGAGUGAUUCCCCCAAAUCCUCCAACCUCCCCAGUCACCCACCCCCUCCUCCACCGCGUACCCGGUCUGUGCCUGUGAUAUGUCUCAAUAAA
Molecule: messenger RNA, 2186 nt
Organism: Marmota monax (woodchuck)
Lineage: Eukaryota; Metazoa; Chordata; Mammalia; Rodentia; Sciuridae
Gene: Krt79
Product: keratin 79
Exons: 9
Coding region: 132-1739 (535 amino acids)
Biological process (GO): intermediate filament organization; keratinization
Cellular component (GO): keratin filament
Molecular function (GO): structural constituent of skin epidermis
Source: RefSeq, a predicted model, not a curated record